Messenger RNA from Zygotorulaspora mrakii, 2019 nucleotides. RefSeq names its product tRNA (cytosine-C5-)-methyltransferase (gene NCL1). Gene Ontology annotation, cellular component: nucleus; cytoplasm. The transcript has a single exon. Lineage: Eukaryota; Fungi; Ascomycota; Saccharomycetes; Saccharomycetales; Saccharomycetaceae. The record is from RefSeq and is a predicted model, not a curated record. Gene Ontology annotation, biological process: tRNA methylation. Gene Ontology annotation, molecular function: tRNA (cytidine-N5)-methyltransferase activity; tRNA binding. The coding region runs from base 1 to 2019 and encodes 672 amino acids.
AUGGGUAAAAGAAGGAAUUUCAAGAAAAAUGGUAAGAAAACGUUCGGGGCUCGUGACGAUUCGAGAGCCCAGAAGAAUUGGUCUGAUUUAGUAAAGGAAAAUGAAAACUGGGAGAAGUAUUAUAGAGAUCUGGCACUCUUCCCAAGUGAGCAGUGGGAUGAAUUCAAGAAGACCUGUCAAGCACCAUUACCGCUGACUUUCCGUAUCACUGGCUCAAGGGCACACGCUCAGGAGAUCUUGGAAAUGUUCAAAGAAAGACACCUACCAAAUCUAACAAAUGUCGAAUUUGAAAAUGAAAUUUUAAAGGCACCAAUGGAACUACCGUGGUAUCCUGAUCAUUUGGCUUGGCAAUUGGACGUUCCAAAGACGGUUAUAAGGAAAAAUGAACAGUUCGCGAAAACUCAAAGAUUUUUAGUUGUUGAAAAUGCAGUAGGCAAUAUUUCGAGACAAGAAGCAGUCUCUAUGAUUCCGCCAAUUGUGCUGGAAGUUGAGCCUCAUCAUACAGUACUGGAUAUGUGUGCAGCUCCGGGUUCUAAAACGGCCCAAAUGAUUGAAGCACUUCAUAAGAAUAUAGAUGAGCCAACCGGGUUUAUUGUUGCUAAUGAUGCUGAUUCAAAAAGAUCUCAUAUGUUAGUACAUCAAUUAAAAAGAUUAAAUAGUGCAAAUUUGAUGGUUGUCAAUCAUGAUGCACAAUUUUUCCCAAGGAUCAAAAUCGGUAGUAAUAAUGGUACGAAUAAUUUCUUAAAAUUUGAUAGAAUCCUUUGUGAUGUCCCUUGUUCAGGUGAUGGUACCAUGAGAAAAAAUGUCAACGUUUGGAAGAAUUGGACUCCACAAGGUGCCCUUGGUUUACAUACCGUCCAGUUGAAUAUUUUACUCAGAGGUUUGAAUCUUUUGCAAUCUGGUGGUAGAUUAGUUUACUCAACUUGUUCAAUGAAUCCAAUUGAAAAUGAAGCGGUGGUUGCUGAAGCAUUGAGAAGAUGGGGUGAUAAAGUCAAAUUGGUUAAUUGUGACGAAAAACUAUCUGGUUUAAUUAGGUCACAGGGGAUUUCUAGUUGGCCUGUAAUUGAUAGAACAAUGACUGCAAAGACAAAAGAGGAUGAAUCUGUUGUUAAAAGCUGGUUCCCACCAACGGAAGAAGAAUCAAAAAAUUUCCAGCUGCAGAAUUGCAUUAGAGUUUAUCCACAUCAACAAAAUACUGGUGGCUUCUUCAUUACAGUUUUUGAAAAAUUAGAAGAAAAAAUAAGCAGCAGUGCUAAUGAAGAACCUCAACCAAAACGUGUUAAGUUAGAAAUCAAUGAAACAGGUGCCUCAGCGGAAAAGAAAGAAAGAUUACCCCGUGAUGCAAAUGAAGAGCCGUUUGUAUUCAUAGAUCCGCAACAUGAAGCAUUAAAAACAUGUUGGGGCUUUUAUGGUAUCGAUGACAAAUUUGAUAAAGAUACUUGUUUGGUGCGUAACGCUACCGGUGAACCAACAAGAGUUGUAUAUACAGUUAGCCCAUCAUUAAAGGAGAUCAUAAAAGCCAAUGAAGAUAGACUAAAGAUAAUUUAUUCCGGUGUGAAAUUAUUUGUUUCUCAAAGAAGUGAUAUCGAAUGUUCAUGGAGAAUUCAAAGUGAAGCGUUACCAAUAAUGAAACAUCAUAUGUCUUCAAAUAGAAUUGUCGAUACAAAUUUGGAUUUAUUGAAACUAUUGCUCGUCGAAUCUUUCCCAUCCUUUGAUUCCAUUAAAUCUCAAGGUAUUGAUGAUCAAUUUGUUAGUCAAAUGAUAGAAUUGAGUUCAGGUUGUGCAUUUAUUAGUGUGAAUAGAAAAGCUGAAGACAAAGAAAACUUAUUUUUACCUGUAUGGAAGGGUAGUAGGUGUGUUAAUUUGAUGGUUUGUAAAGAGGACACACAUGAAUUACUCUAUAGAAUUUUCAACAUUGAAUCUUCUGCAAAGGAUAAAUCAAAAGAUAAUGUCGAAAAGAAAGAUUCUAAAGAAGAAGCCCAAGAAGAAGAGAAAGAAGACAACGAAAAUGUGAAAUAA